GUGUCUCUACUACUCUUUUAUUUAUACAGAGUUUUGUCAGCGAUAGCUCACUGUCUACUUUGAACAUGACCAUCAUCUCUCUGCUCCUGCUGGCCUCUCUGCUGCCACACCUGACUUCCACUGCUCAUGUGGAUGUGGGUAUAGUGAACGGCACAGAAGCAAAACCCCACUCCAGACCUUACAUGGUUUCUCUUCAGAAGGGCUGUAAACAUGUCUGUGGUGGAUUCCUCAUUUCUGAUAGAUUUGUCAUGACUGCUGCACAUUGCAUGAGAAACUUUCUUACACAGAAAUGGGAACUAACAGCUGUGGUUGGCAUGCAUGACUUAAAAAAAAGAAGGAGGGGUUCUGACCGCAUCAGAGUGAAGUCUUACCACGAGCAUCCAGACUUUAACCACAUUUCCAACGAUUUCCAGAAUGACAUUAUGCUUUUGAGGCUAGAGAAAGAAGUCAAACAAAACAAGAAUGUCAAGAUAAUUUCCAUACCAACACAAGAGGGAGACAUCAAACCUGAUUCUGUCUGCAGUGUCGCCGGCUGGGGAAGACUGAGUCUUAAAGGGAAAAAUAGCACACGUCUCAUGGAAGCAGAUGUGAAGAUCAUGAAUAACACAGAAUGCAAAAAUAAAUGGAAAGAAAACUACUCAGCCUCAGAGAUGAUGUGUGUCUAUGGCCAUGGAGGAAGCUGUAGUGGAGAUUCUGGAGGUCCUUUGGUUUGUGGAGACACUGCAGUCGGCAUCACUUCCUUUGGUGGUGGAAAAGCCUGCAAUAGUCAUAAACGGCCUGAAGUUUAUACAAAGAUUUCAGCAUAUCUUCCAUGGAUCCAGUCCAUAAUUGCAAAUGUUAAGUAAUUUUUGCGAUGAGAAAGGAUUAAGUAUUUGUUUAAAUGUUCAAUAAACAAAUUGUGUGUCAAGCAUCAA
Messenger RNA from Labeo rohita (rohu), 914 nucleotides. Its product is annotated as mast cell protease 4-like. The record is from RefSeq and is a predicted model, not a curated record. Gene Ontology annotation, molecular function: serine-type endopeptidase activity. Lineage: Eukaryota; Metazoa; Chordata; Actinopteri; Cypriniformes; Cyprinidae. Gene Ontology annotation, biological process: proteolysis.